ACUGUGAUUCUACUGCAGAGCACAACCUGAUAGCAGCGAUGGUAAAAGGUUGGUCGUUCACUCGUGGUGCACACAGUGUUAGACUGGGGGGUGGACGCGGGUGAAAAGUCUGCUGUGAUGGGGGAUAGGGGGCUGCUCAUCCUUCUGCUUGCAGGGUUUUGUGUGCCUGCGUACAACCAGAUCAGAAAAUACGUGUUUGUGGAAACUGUGAAGAGCUGGUCUGAAGCUCAGAGGUACUGUAGAGAGAAGCACACAGACCUGGCCACUGUGCGCAGCCAGGAAGAAGUAGAGCAGCUCUUACCUGUUACAGGAGCUUCUCUCAUUGCUAAUGCCUGGAUCGGGCUGUAUCGUGAUGACACACAGAACUGGCAGUGGUCUAACAGCGAUGAUGUCAUCUACUCCAACUGGAGGGCAGACGUCUUCUGUGCUUCAGUCAAUUCAGAUGGAAAGUGGACUGAUUUACCCUGCAAUCUUAAGAAAGCCUUCAUGUGCUACAAAGAGAACAGCAUCAUCACUGAGAGAUACACCCUGAUUGAAGAACUGAAAACCUGGACUGAAGCUCAGCAGUACUGUAGAGAACACCACACCGACCUCGUCAGUAUAAAGAGUGCCAGUGAAAAUGAAGAAAUAGUGAAGAAAGCGCAGGGCAAGACCUUCUGGAUAGGUCUGUUCAAUGAGCCCUGGAAGUGGUCACACCAGGGGGAUAACUACACAUUUCACAACUGGAACUACUGGGAACCAAACAAUUGGAGGGGGGAUGAUAACUGUGUGGCGAUGAGUAACACUGGUGAAUGGUUUGACUAUGGCUGCAACAGCUGGAUCUCCUUCUUCUGCUGUGAGGGCGGCUCCUCUGGUCAGUGUUCCUAUGAAGGAACUUGGAAGACAUGGCAGGAAGCUCAGAGCUACUGCAGAAACCAAGGCAGAGACCUGCCCACCAUUCAAGACCAGGCCAGGGUUAAUGAGCUUAUAGGUCUUACAUCUUCAAUUAGUUACUGGUAUUACUGGAUUGGGCUGUAUCAUGACAAAGAGAACUGGCAGUGGUCCAGUGGAGGUGAUGUCAUCUACUCCAACUGGGAACCAUACCUCUUCUGUGCUUCAGUCAAUGCGGAGGGAGAGUGGGAGGAUUCAAUCUGCAGUCAGAGAAACUAUUUCAUGUGCUACAGCGAGACCAGCAACAUCGCUGAGAGAUACACCCUGAUUGAAGAACUGAAAACCUGGACUGAAGCUCAGCAGUACUGUAGAGAACACCACACCAACCUCGUCAGUAUAAAGAGUGCCAGUGAAAAUGAAGAAAUAGUGAAGAAAGCGCAGGGCAAGACCUUCUGGAUAGGCCUGUUCAAUGAGCCCUGGAAGUGGUCACACCAGGGGGAUAACUACACAUUUCACAGCUGGAGCAAUGGGCAACCAGACAACUGGAGAGGGGGUGAGAAGUGUGUGAUGAGGAGUAAGACUGGUGAAUGGCAUGAUGCUCCCUGCAACUAUCAGAAUUCCUUCUUCUGCUAUGAUGAUUCAGACCCCACAAGCCUCUCUUCCACUCCGGUCUCUCAAGAAAGAGAAUCCUCGAGCCCCACUUCCAUUCCGGUCUCUCAAGAAAGAGAAUCCUCGAGCCUCCCUUCCACUCCGGUCUCUCAAGAAAGUGAAUCCUCGAGCCUCCCUUCCACUCCGGUCUCUCAAGAUUCAGACCCCACAAGCCCCCCUUCCACUCCGGUCUCUCAAGGAGAAUCCUCGAGUCCCCCUUCCACUCCGGUCUCUCAAGAAGGAAAAUCUUUGAGCCCCCCUUCCACUUCGGUCUCUCAAGGCACUCCAGUCCCUGAGGAUCUCCACCUGAUCUCUCACAGUAUGGUCUGGCCGGAGGCUUGGCAGUACUGCAGGGAUCACUACACUAGCCUAGUGAGCAUCACAAGCCUGGCUGCACAGAACAGAGUGUUGGAGCUCGUCAGGAACAACACUGCAUCGCGAUUCUGGAUCGGCCUGCACAGAACCGUUGUGUAUGAUAACUGGUACUGGGUUGCUGGUAAGGAUAAGAAGGCCCGUCUAAACUACACUAACUGGCCUCCUGGGGAGCCCAACAAUCCCUAUUAUGAGCACUGUGGGGAGAUGGUACUGCGGGAGGAUGGGGGGGCUGAGUGGAAUGAUCUGUGCUGCUAUGAACAGCUCCCCUUUAUCUGUUUCAAAGAUUAAAAACAUCCUGAAAAGCUUUUACAGCAGUGGCUCUCAAACUCCAGCUGGGACCCCUUUUAAAGGCACUUUAGUCUGAAAAAACUAAAAAAAAUAUAGAAAUACCAAAAUCUAAAUUGUAUGAACAUGGAAUGUGUGAAUAUUAAAGCAGUAAGAAAUCUCGUAUCUGACAGAGUUUGCAAUGCCAUGUCUGCUCUCUAUAAAGAGCUGCUGCAAUGCACUGCAGCCAUCGCGGAUGGUAGGUCUGCUUGUGAUGAGGUCGUUUAAAACAUUUUUGUGAACCCCAAGGGGGUCCCAACCCCCAGUCUGAGAACCACUGUCUCCACAGAACCCAGAGCUUACUAUAGAGUAGUGCAGCAAAAUACUACACAUUCCUAUUGAAGAAAAUCCUAUGUAGCAAUCUUUAAUGAUAUACAUCACUGUGAUACUUUCGUACUUGUUUAAUAUCCUAUUGUGUGUGUGUUCUGUACAAGGCUCGAAGUUAACGUAUAUUUGGUAGCAUUUUGCUACCAAAACUCUUAAUUUGCUACUAUUUUUUAUGCAGUAGCAUUUUUCUGAUCCCUUACGCUGCAGUUUAUAUGACCGAUCCUGAGUGAACAGGAACACAAUUACCACUAUUAGUUUUUUAAACACGUACAUUACUAGUAUCUUUCAUAAAGCAGGACACCAUUUCUAAUAGAGCUUCCUGAUCUGCAGAUGCCUGAGGUUUGUACCGCUGUCGUGCCGAAUUCUGCCCCUUGCUGAAUUUCGAGAUGCGCAUGCAUGAGAGUUUUGUUGAAGUCUGUCUGUGUGACUUACUGAAGCUAUUAAUUUAUUCAUCAAUGUGGUUUACCGUGAACUUGCGCUAUAUCUAGCCUCAGACGACUCAUGUCAUUUUUUAAAAGUUACCUUCUAACCCUGGCUCUGUAUGAUUCUCUAUUGUUUCUGUUCAGAGCAUGAUCUGCCAUGCUUACUAAAUUUUCCAGCAAUCAUGGCUUCUGAAAAGGCUGAUUUUGAUGAAGCGAGGUCGGGAAGCAUACAAGUGUUGCUCAUACUUCAGUGUACAAUGCUUCAGAGCUUCAGUGCACUGCGCAACGCUAAUAUGCUUCCCCACCUCACUUCCUCACAAUCAGUCUUGAGGAGUCUUUUCAGAAGCUGCUUCACUUGUUUUUUUUAAUUCCGGAUCCACAGCUGUUUAUUUCCUGGUACCUUUGCUGUGGCUGACUUGAUCUGAUUAAGGACGCAGCAGCAGCUCGGUUUUAGUUAUUAUCAUCAAGAACGCUGCCUUUGAAAUAUCGACAUGUUCCAAGCUGAAGUAUAAAACACAAACAAACAAAAAAAGCCCAGUGAUAAUACUGUGGGGUUAGUAAGCUUUCAGAAAAGGAAUUUGACCACUUUGGUUAGGAGUGCUUUAGUAUAGGAUAUAGGGGAGAAGCACAGAGGGGGAACGGGUUAACUUGCUAUUUUCAUUAGUGCUUCUUUUAAGUACUUUCAAUAUUGUGUUAGUUUUUACAUAUUUAGAAGUUUUUAUAUAUUUAAGAGCGUGUGUCUGUAGUCGGGCCUGUAUGAGGUCAUCAGCACCAGUAUACAAAAACUCCACUUGGAAAACAAAAGAGAAAGAAACCUUUUAUUUUCCUUGUUUGCACUUUUGUGUUGCUUCCCUGAGCUGCAGCAGAGCGGACAUUCAUACCCCCCUGCUGCUGCAGGUAGUGGCAGGAGUGAGUCUGGUUAGGGUUAGGCCUGUUUAGUGACAUUAGAGUGACACAAAGAGUGGCCAGAAAGCUUCAAGGAGAGAGGAAGCUUGUGUGCCUGCCUGCCUGCAGCUGAAACGACCUGCCUCUAGGGAACGCAAACAAACUGGACAGCCAACAGGGCCUGGCUUCUGAUGAAGCAGAUUGCACCUCAUGCUAUUCUAUUGAAUGUAAUAAACAGACACGCCGUAGUUAUAUUUGAAUAUGAUGCUGCAGUUUUAACUAAACAAAACAGGAAACCUGUAAUAGAUUGAGUGAUUCAUAGCUCACUGUUUAUAUUCUGUAUUUCUGUGUGGAUUUCUUGGGAUUAUAAGAUUAAUAAAG
This is a messenger RNA of Acipenser ruthenus (sterlet), 4232 nucleotides long. RefSeq names its product macrophage mannose receptor 1-like. The transcript is spliced from 14 exons. The record is from RefSeq and is a predicted model, not a curated record. Bases 118 to 2181 code for a protein of 687 amino acids. NCBI's taxonomy places the organism in Eukaryota, Metazoa, Chordata, Actinopteri, Acipenseriformes, Acipenseridae.